GCUACCACCGCCGCCUUUCGAGCCUCGCUCUGGCUCCAAGAUGGCGGCCAUUGUGAAAACGGCCUAACUGGGCCGACGCGUCUUUCCCUGCUUUCGCGACCUUGUCACGUGACGCCCUCCUCCAAGAUGGCGGCGCUCUGGUGGCUGGCGCUCGGCGGGGUGCUGCUGCUGCUGUUGCUAUGGCGACGGGCGCGGCCUAGCGGCUCGGAGACAAGCCUGGCUGCCGCGGUGGUGGUGCUGGGCGACCUGGGCCGCAGCCCCCGCAUGCAGUACCACGCCCUGUCGUUGGCCCGUCGAGGCUUCCGUGUCGCCUUCCUCGGCUACGCGGGUACGAAGCCACACAGCGACAUCUUGCAUAAUGAAAACAUACAGAUAGUGUACAUUCCAGAACAUACAUCGUGGCAAGUUGGCCCCAGAGUUUUGCAAUACAUUGCAAAAGUGAUUAUUCAGACUGUCCAGCUGUUUUACACGAUGCUGAAGAUAGAGAAUCCAGGCUAUGUUCUUCUCCAGAAUCCUCCGGGUCUGCCCAGCAUAGCUGUUACCUGGGCGUUUUGUUUCCUGUGCGGAAGCAAGCUAAUAAUUGACUGGCACAACUACGGGUACACCAUAAUGAGCCUGACGCACGGAGAAAGACACCUGUUAGUCCGGAUCGCUAAAUGGUACGAGGAACAUUUUGGCCGCCUGUCCCACUAUAACAUCUGUGUGACCAAUGCGAUGAAAGAGGAUCUGGAGGUGAAUUGUAACAUCAUAGCGAUAACCCUCUAUGACAAGCCAGCGUCUUUCUUCAAGGAGACGCCGUUGAGCGACCAACAUCGGCUCUUCAUGAGGCUCGGCAAAGACUACGUUCCAUUUAAAGCCCGAUACGCAGCAGAGCCCAUCGCACCAGGCGACGGCGACAAGAGAUCAGCCUUCACGCAAUGGGAGGCCCGAAGUGGACAGGUGACCCACCUCAAAGACCGGCCGGCUCUCCUGGUCAGCAGCACCAGCUGGACAGAGGAUGAAGAUUUUUCUAUCUUGUUGAAAGCUUUAGAAGAUUAUGAGCAUUAUGUCGGCGAUGGAAUGAAACUUCCUCCUCUGGUGUGUGUGAUCACAGGCAAAGGGCCUCUGAAAGAGCAUUACUGCAAGCUGAUUGCAGCCCUGCACUUCAAGCAUAUCCAGAUCUGUACUCCCUGGCUGGAAGCAGAGGACUACCCCCUGCUUUUGGGCUCGGCAGACUUGGGCGUUUGCCUCCACAAAUCAUCCAGCGGCUUAGAUCUGCCCAUGAAGGUCGUGGACAUGUUUGGUUGCUGCUUACCCGUGUGCGCGGUGCAGUUCCGGUGCUUGCCCGAGCUGGUGAAGCACGAUGUGAACGGUUUGAUCUUCAGAGACUCGAGCGAACUCGCCGGGCAGCUGAAGAUGCUUUUCUGGGAUUUCCCUACUGCAGAAGGCAAGCUUAAUUUAUUCAGAAGAAACCUUCGGACGGAUAAGCAACUGCGGUGGGACGAAAGUUGGGAACGGACAGUAUUUCCUUUGUUCAGCCACAGUUGAUUUGCUAACCUUACGAGUAACUUUAUGACUCAUCUAUUCCCCAAUUCUGUAAUUUGUGUUGGUAAAUUAAAGGGAUUUAAAAAAAAAAAAUUAACAGUUUUACAUGAAUAAAAAAGGCAAACCUC
Heteronotia binoei (common prickly gecko) is the source of this 1652-nucleotide messenger RNA. It is a transcript of the gene ALG1, whose product is annotated as ALG1 chitobiosyldiphosphodolichol beta-mannosyltransferase. Gene Ontology annotation, molecular function: mannosyltransferase activity. Gene Ontology annotation, cellular component: endoplasmic reticulum. The coding region runs from base 127 to 1527 and encodes 466 amino acids. NCBI's taxonomy places the organism in Eukaryota, Metazoa, Chordata, Lepidosauria, Squamata, Gekkonidae. The transcript is spliced from 13 exons. The record is from RefSeq and is a predicted model, not a curated record.